Molecule: messenger RNA, 7476 nt
Organism: Eriocheir sinensis (Chinese mitten crab)
Lineage: Eukaryota; Metazoa; Arthropoda; Malacostraca; Decapoda; Varunidae
Product: sodium-dependent proline transporter-like
Exons: 21
Coding region: 332-3574 (1080 amino acids)
Biological process (GO): sodium ion transmembrane transport
Cellular component (GO): membrane
Molecular function (GO): L-amino acid transmembrane transporter activity
Source: RefSeq, a predicted model, not a curated record
AUCAAAGGAGUUGUGUGCAUUUCCAGGGGUAGUUUCAUGACCCUGGUGGUAGUUCGACCCUUCCUCUGUACCCUGAACCUAAAAACACACUCAUGAGAAUCCAAUUGAUCUCCUUUUGGACCUUUGAAAAUAGUUGAUGAUAAAGGUGGAAGAAUCGUACAAAACCAACCUGGGAGUGACAGUGGGAUAGAGAGGAACGCUAUCACCUGUUUUAACCUGUGCAGAACCGCCCGUGUCUUUCCUACUUAGCGCUGCCAACAUAUAUAGUCACUUGUGCUCUCCUCUCCACACUCAUUCACGCCUGUCUCCACCUGUUGCUGCAGUCCCAAUCAUGUGGAAACGAUUGAAAAUACCGCUGUUGCAGCGUGAGGGGUCGGGCCACGAGAGCUGUACCAUGGGGGGAGACGAGCUUCCCCUAGUCUCCUCCCCACCACCCCGCCUCUCCUCCUCCGCCUCCUCCUCCCUCUCCUCCACGCAUCUCUCCGCCCUCGAAGACUCCUCCACCUCCACCUCAGUCUCCCGGAAGGACCCGCCGAGGACUGUCUCACUCACGGCGUUGACCUUCACUGCGGGGCCCGGCAUGAGUGAGGUCCCCGCCGCUACCAUGAGGGACCCCGCCGCCGCCCCCUCCCCCGCCGUCGCCGCCACCAGAGUGAGUGUCCCCAGCGAACCACAGACCCCAGUUCGAAGCUCGGCGACCCCCAGACCCGCCUCCACCACCACGGUUCAUAUCCCCCCCAGUCCAGCCCGGCCAGCCCCCACCAGACCUGUCUCCGCUGGGGUCAGUCCACAUCAUCCCCCUCACAACCACCACCAGCGCCACCACUCUCAUUCCGUGUCCGCUCCCCAGUCCGUAGUGUCUAGUCCGCACAGGGUCCCCGUCGGUCCGCAGAGAGCGUCCGCCAGUUCGGGGAAGAUAGGCGGCAGUCCGUCCCGACCAGCCGCCAGCCCCCAGAGAAUAGCGGUCAACCUGCAGGAGCCCGCCAACCACCAGUCAGCCCCAGUCAGCCCCGCCAAGGUAGUCGUCAGCCCCGCCAAGGCCUCCAGCACGCCGCAGGUCACGACAGGCUCCGAGGGCGUGGUGGUGGUGGUGAACGGCGGCGUCACUGCCAACGGCCAGGCGCGGUCACCAGGCCACCUCCGCGCCGCCACCACCACCAUACCUGUCGGGGACGGCGGCAGCGGCAGCAGUGACCCCCAGCAGACGAGCCUCAAGGCCAGCCCCGGCAGGAAGUCCGUCGGCAGCCGCAGUACAGGUGGCGGCGCAGGGGAAGGCAAGCGGGCCACCCACGAGAAGAACAAGUCCGUGACCAUCGUGGUGAACGACCAACAGGUCGCCUAUACCUCCAGCAAUGGCGUGGCCAACGGCGGCGUCCACCCCGAGGCGGCGACCCACGGCGAGGCCACGCGGCCCCCCUCGUCAGCCUCCACGCAGCCGGGGGGCAAGGCGGACCCCGACAUGCAGGUGCGGCCGCUUGUUGGGUGGUGGGGCGGCGAGGGCGGCAGCGCGGGCUCGGUGCUGGAAGACGCCGCCUCCUCCGACGACUGCCACCGCUCCACCCUCACCCUCGUCCACUCCCCGGCGCGCACCCUGUCCCGCGCAGUGUCUGUCAUUCUUUACCUGAGCGGCGAGGCGGGCGACGCUAUGGUUGGCGAGGACAGCGGCGAGGCGUGGAGCGGCGGCGUGACGGGGCUCUGCGGCGUGGCCCUCGUCCUCGGCGCGGCGGUGUGGCUGCGGCUUCCUGGACUGCUCUAUGAGUUCGGCGCAGGCAACUUCUUGGCGGCGUGGUGCGGGGCCGUGCUGGUGGUGGCGGCGCCCCUCGCCCUCCUGGAGGCCAGCCUGGCACAGUUCAGCAGCUCGGCGGCCAUUGCCUUGUGGCGCCUCAUCCCCAUCGCCAGAGGCGUGGGGUGGUCAACGGUGGUGGUGUGCGUGUACUGGGCGGCCGUGGUGCUGGGAUCGCUGGCGCCGGUCCUCCACUACCUCCUGCUCACCCUCAACCCCGCCCUGCUAGUGGGCACCGUGGACUCGUGCUGCACCGCCUCCCCCAACAACACCAGCACCGGGGACUGGGUGCUGCACUACCACAGGUCGUGUGUGUACCAGCUGCCGGAGGAGUGGCACCAUGGCCUGCGCCUCACCUUCUCGUGGCCACUCCCGUCCUGCAUGGCGGCAGCGGCUCUCAUUGCCACCAUCAUGGGUGUGUGUGGGGCCAGGACACUUGCAGGACUUCUGGCGGGGGCGUCUACAUUUGCUCUAACAGGAUUGAGUCUCCAGGUGGCCCUCGCUGUGGUGGAGACGCUGCGCCGCGAUGAGGUGGCCCUGUGGGAGAUGGCGCGCCCCUUCCUCACCCCUCACCCCCACACACUCCUCCAGCCCAGGGUGUGGUGCGCGGCGGUGGCCCAGGUGCUGCUGUCCCUGGGCCUGGGCGUCGGCCUCCUCAUGAGCUUCUCCUCGCGGUCCUCCUUCAGGUUCUCCCUCAGGAGACACUUGUUUGGGCUGUUGGUGCUGGUGGUGCUGGUGACGGCCGUGGUGGCGGGCGUGAGUGUGCUGCAGCUUACCAUCCUGGCCAGUGACCGAGGCGUGACUUUGGACCGCGCCCUCGACCACCACAGGACUCCUCUCCACACACUCCACGCAAGGCUGAAUGAGAGCCGUGUGGUGGGCGUGGAGCUGGGCACCAUGGGGAUGGGCGUGGCGGGGGUGGGCAUGGGCGUGAGUGCUGCCGUCAUCACCACCACCCACCUCAUCAGCCUCGUCUCCUUCUCCUUCCCGUGGCUCAAGCAGCUUGUCGCCACUCUCAUCUACAUUGGCCUGUGGUGCAGCGGCCUGACCACUGUGACAGCCUGCGUGCACAUGCUGGUCACCGCGCUGAGGGACGCCUGGGACUGCCUGCCCAGGGUGUUGGCGGCGCUCAUGGUCGCCCCGAUCCUGGUGGCCGCCGCAAUCAUCACCACCACUGCGAGCGGAGCAGCGGUGGUGGACCUCAUGGACCGCGAGGUGUUGAUCCUGAUGGUGCUGUGGCCGCCCUUCACCCUCACCCUCGCCAUCACCACAAUCUACGGGAUCCAAAAGCUGCGGAAAGACUUCACCUUCAUGCUGGAGUCCGCCGUGUGCUGGCUGUGGAUUCCUGUGUGGGGCUUCCUGCUUCCCUUCACUCUCUUGGGUGUGGUGGUGUGGCUGUGUGUGAUGGAGGGCGGCUCGGUGGUGGUGGCAGACGGGCCAGGCUGGAAGGUGGUGGCGGUGUGGGGCCUGAGGAUGAUGGCCAUACUGCCGCUGCCCAUCACCGCCAUCUACGUAGUCAAGUCUCAGCUGGCUUACGGUGUCGUAGAUAAAGUGGCCUCAUCACUCCAGUCAUCCAGGGAGUGGGGUGACUGGGGACCCCAAGACCCCAUCGAGCAUCACAACUGGCGGCGGUGGCGUGAGGAUGAGACACGGCCCAUCACCACCCUCAAGCGCCGCCUGGCCAGCCGGCCACUCACCUACACCCACUCCACCCUGAGCAGCGAGUCCUCCUCCACCCUUACCCGGCUCAGGAACAAAUACCAGAGGAAUGGGGCCGCCAGUGUUCUCUGAGGCCGUCCCUGCCGCCCCCACAUUGCUGGAGGCGUCACCCUGGAGAGAGUCGAGCCGAUGAGUCUGUCGCCGCUAGCGUGCCGACACACAUGAAUUAUUGUGUGUUCACUUCUGUCAGUGAGAUGAGUUUGUGUUGAUGUUCACAAUGCAUCAACAGUUUUAAAAAGGGAGAAAGAGGGAGGGAGAGAUCUCGCUGCUCACUUUUGGGAUAACAAGAAGGGGAUUGGGAACUCACUGCAGAUGAGUCAAGCAUUGUGUACAGAGCAGCACUUUGUGAAAAGACUAGUUUGAUUAUGGGAAGUCUUUUGUGUGUGUAUAUCUGCAUGCAUGUCUGUAUGUGUUUUUUUUUGUGUGUGUAUUUGUGUGUGUGCAUUCAUGCAUGUGUGUACAUGUAUGUGUGUGCACACAUGUGAAUGUGCAUGUAAAUGUAUGGAUGUUCAUAAGUGUUCAUUUUCCUGUCAUUUGAGAUGAAUAUUCCAUUUUCUAGAACAGUAUUUAACCAAAAGAUUCAGUAUUAAGAAUUAUUUUAGCUAUUUUCAAGCUCUUCUUGUUCCUAAUGAAGAAGAUGCUUGACAUUGACAAUAGCAGAGCAGGAGUGGUGGAGCGGUGACUCACUGAGCUUACUCAUCAUCAUCCCUCAUCAUGGGAACAGUUUUCAAUAUUCUCACACAAACACACCAAGACUUGUUUUAUAAAUGUUUAAUCAGCCUUGCCAGACAUUGGAGUUUUGGCAAAUCUUCUCCACUAUUGUAGCAAAGCACAUCAGGUAGCAAUGCUUCUCUCAUCACCAUAUUUUUGACCCUUAACAUCAAUCUGCAGGAUUUUGUCACAUAAAGAAUUAUAUUUUUUAGUGAGGGUGAUCAUUGUAACUUCAUCACUCAUUUUAUAUUAGCAGUAAUUGAUACAUAUUAAUUUAAUCCAACAGAAAUACAUUAUUUUCCAGUGGCAUAAGCUACAUAACUAUACUACUUGUCUUGUGUAUAAGCAUAGCAGUAACUUGAGAUCAGACCAAGCUGUCCUAGUCUGCUCUAGAAAUAAUCAAAUCUGAGCCUGUACAUACAUCACUAGAGCUUUAGGUAUGCUAGUGAGGGCUUGGUGGAGUGGCUGUACAUAGUGUUGAGUCGGGAGGGAGGCAGGUGCUUGGGUCACAGACUGGUGUGCCGGGCAGUAUCUCAGGAAGGAAGACUUUAUCCCGCCACCAAGGCAGUGAGUCCUUGGUGUGUGGGCCGAGGCAUAGGGAGCGAGUAGUUUUGAAGAUAGAGUUUUGUUGGGAGCUUUUCUGAGAGUCUUGUUGCCUUGGUGUGUAGCUGGUCUAUAUCUGAGGCAAGGGAGAGCCAGGGUGGGUGGACGGCUUGUACUAUUGCUCUGUAGAACGAUAUGUAGAACCUGUUUAUAUCAACUUGUGAAUACAUGUACAUUGAGGUGUAUUUAUUAUUACUGAUGUAUAUAGCACGCUGUGUCUCUGUGCAGAAGUUCCCUUAGUGGUUCACAAGAGGGACGAGAAUCCUAUUUUCGUGUUUAUAAGCUGUGCCUGUCCGUGAGUCUUCCAGGCUUUCCAGAAGACUGUGGUCCAGGGAAGGUUUGUGAGUUCGGGAGGAUUGGUAACAGUGGCCAGUACCUCCCAUGGGUGAGGGUCAACCUGGCUGUGGUUGGCAUGCUGCUGCAGUCUAGUCACUUCUCUGAAUUUUCAUUUUCAAAAAGUAAUGAAAACAUCCGAGUCCUGCUUAGUUUUAUGAAAAUACUUUUUGAGGUUCAACAGUUUGUUUUUUGCUCUCCAAAGCUAAACUGUAUUUAGUGUUCAAGUCUUGAGACAACUUAUUUCUUGUGCACCAAAAUAGGUUUCAUCAAACACACUGCAAUUGUUCACACAUUAAAACUUUUUCAGUAGAAGUUUUUGGGAAGAAUCCCUUAGUUAGUCAAACCAAAAAGUUGUUGUAUAAGAGAUCUGAGACAAAAGUUGAUAUAGUAUACAACAGUGUAUCACUCUAUGCUAAACACUAGUUGAGGCAGCAUGUAUUUUACCAUACUCAUAGUAUUGUAACAUAUGCUCAAGGAACAGCAUGAUGCCAAGUAUAUCUUUUGGUGGUAAAGGGGAGAAAAAAUAUUUAUGAUGAAGUUAUGGUUUGUUGGGAUGUAAGAAGCUAAGUGUGAAAGCCUCAAGUGAUUGUGAGUCUUGAUGACAGACCAGUGUGACUGCCAACCCUCAGUGCAGAGACUUUCAAAGGAAGUGAGAGAUAAUUUAUCUGUAGAGUUAAAUUCAUACUCAUUGAAGUCCCUAAGAAGUGUCUUUGUCAUUAAUUUCUCAGAUUAUUAUCGUUAUUAGUUUAUCAUGUUUUAUCAUUUUUAUUCCAGUUUUGUAUUUCCAUUCAUUUCUUGUCAGUUGAGAUGGCUGGGCCAUAAGCUAUUUUAUUCAAGAUUUGGGAUGAGGCACGAGCUCUUGAUGGGCUGUGAGACGCCCGAGUCUGUCUUUGGCGGUGCAGUGAAAACAACGAAUUUGUUCAUAAAGCUCAAAUGUCUCAUUCACAUUUUUAUUGUUCUUGCUUGUGUCUCUAGUUACCAAGCCUCACACACAGUUGUUCAUAUACUACUGUGCUGUAAUGUGGAGGCUUAAUUGUUUCUGUGUUCUCCGCAUGGUGAGGAUAACCUGUAAAUGUGUUCCGCAGUUAAUUUUAUAGUUUUCGUAUGAACAUUUGAAUAAAUUUCUUCACCUUUCCUAACAUAUGAAAUGCCUGUGAUAUUUUCUUUCCAGUGAUAUUGAUACCCAACACCUUCCUACCCUUGUAUCUACUUAGGGACACUGUUGGGAGGAGGUCUUCCUGGGAGGGUACCACAUGUUUGCCAUCACUCUUCCUGGCAUGUGUCUGCUGAGGACAAGGGGUGGGCAGACACUUGUUUUGUAAGGAGUCAACCAUUAGUAGUUAGGGACACUGCUGAGAUGACUUCCUGUGAGUGUGCAAGCUGUUGCCUGCAUUCCCUCACUCUUGUGUGUUCCUGAUAUAUGGGGCAUGAGGGCAAGGGGUGGGCUGUUUUGUAAGGAGUCAACCAUUAGUGUCUAAUUAUUAUGGAGACUGCAGAGAUGACUUCCUGUGAGGGUGUAUAAGCUGUUGCCUGCACUCACCCUUAUGUGUUCCUGAUGUAUAGGGUGUUGAGGGCAAGGGAAUCAGCCAUCAGUAUUGUAAGCCCUGGUUGGUUGUUUGUGUUGGCAUGUUGAGAAUUUGUCAGUGCCAAACACCAAACACAAAGCACUGAGGUUCAUUGUCUAUAACUAAGAUGCUGCCAGGAAGAAUUUAUGGAUUGUAUAUAGGCCUAUGUACUUAACAGCAUUAAUGGAAUGCAUAAUCUGAAGUAUAUUUAGUCAGGGACUUGAUGGGCAUCAGUCAACCAGGAAGGACAAGAUAUAACAAUGUAUUCAGAGUGAUUAAACAGGAAGGAUGAGAAAUAACAAUGUAUUUAGUGAGUAUCAUUAUUAUUACCUCCUGAAACAUCAUCAGUGUGUAUGGAAGCCUAAGAAACAAGGAUGCGUCUACAGUAACCAGUAAUAUUUCCUCUUGAAGCAUCAUCAGUGUCUGUGUUCUGUUAAUUAACUGUUCAAGGAAAGGAGAGCAGGUGUGUUGUGGCACCAAAGGAUUUAGUUAAAAAGGACAGGUAGUACCAGUGGACGGACCUGCACCUGUGUGAUGGACUUGAGUGUGAAAAUGGAAUAUUAACUUGAUCAACUUGAUGUAAAGUGACCUGCAGUGCUCCUGGCGUCGUGUGUGGUGUUGUGGCCAUGCAAAGGCCGGGAGCCUGUUACAGUGUAGCUUUGAUCUGCAGCUUCAUCCGUGUGUCUGAUCACUGGGAAGACAAUGUGGUAUAGGAGAAUGAUUUUAUAAGAGGAGCAGGUCAAUACAUUGGAAAGUUGA